AUGGCCACCCGAUCAUAUAUGCCUCUACGCAGCUCGCUGUCACUGUUGUCUGCUCGGAAUGCCCGCCUUGCUGGUGGAAGCGCUAGACUCUCGCUUCGGGGAUAUUCUACCGCGCAGAAAGUACCUCAACCCAAACCUUUCACCGUUUGGCGGCCCUACCUGCGUCUCGCCUUUGGCGUGCCAUUCAUUGGCGCAAUCAUAUACUCAAUGAUGACAGAAGAAGUCACGGAACUGGACUCCCCAUCCAUGGUUGAAGUGGAUGAGGCCCUGAAACAAUCAUCGAAAAUCAACGAGUCCUCGCCGAUGCGUUUACGGAUGGAAAAACUCAUCAAACAGCAUCAGCAAAAGAUUAUCGAGGAACUAGGCAGGAUUGAUGGGCAACAGUUCAAGACUGAUACCUGGUCGCGUCCCAAUGGCGGUGGGGGCGUUUCGUGUGUGCUUCAAGACGGAAAUGUCUUUGAGAAGGCGGGCGUCAACGUUUCUGUGGUGUACGGCAAAUUGCCGCGCCCAGCCAUUGAGAAAAUGCGUGCUGACCACAAGUCCUUUGUUGGUUCGGAUGUAGAUUCGCUGGAUUUCUUCGCCGCCGGCCUCUCGUUGGUCUUGCACCCACACAAUCCCAUGGCUCCAACUGUGCAUCUUAACUACCGAUACUUCGAAACCUCUGAUCCCAAGGAUCCUAUCAACGGGGACAAAAACUGGUGGUUUGGAGGUGGCACGGAUCUGACCCCGACAUACCUCUUCCCAGAGGAUGCUCAGCACUUCCACAAGACCAUUAAGGAUGCAUGCGACCGCCAUGACGCUACAUACUACCCCAAGUUUAAAGCUUGGUGUGACAAGUACUUCUACCUCCCACACCGUGGUGAGUGCCGUGGUGUUGGAGGCAUCUUCUUCGAUGACCUCGACGCCAGCUUCCUUCAAACAUCAGCAGGUUCAUCCUCCAAUCCUCAGGAGACGCUGUUCUCGUUCGUUUCGGAUGGCCUCGCAUCUUUCCUCCCGUCCUAUGUACCCAUCAUUGAGCGACGCAAGGACAUGCUCUACACUCCUGAGCAAAAGGAAUGGCAGCAGCUACGUCGGGGCCGCUACGUGGAGUUCAACCUUGUCUAUGAUCGCGGAACAAGCUUUGGUUUGCGCACUCCAAAUGCGCGUAUUGAAAGCAUCUUGAUGAGUCUGCCGCGCACCGCUAGCUGGGCCUAUAUGGACCCGGUUUCUGGUACGAGGACAGAGAACAUGUCGGUGGGCGAUGAAGACGAGCUAGCGGAGGAUAAAACCAGAGAAAAGGAAAUUAUGGAUGUGCUGCGACACCCUCGGCAAUGGGCAUGA
Messenger RNA from Penicillium paradoxum, 1320 nucleotides. It is a transcript of the gene hem13, whose product is annotated as coproporphyrinogen oxidase. The record is from RefSeq and is a predicted model, not a curated record. The transcript has 2 exons. Gene Ontology annotation, cellular component: mitochondrial intermembrane space; cytoplasm. NCBI's taxonomy places the organism in Eukaryota, Fungi, Ascomycota, Eurotiomycetes, Eurotiales, Aspergillaceae. The coding region runs from base 1 to 1320 and encodes 439 amino acids. Gene Ontology annotation, molecular function: coproporphyrinogen oxidase activity.